UCAAAGCUAUGAAUAGAACUGCACACAUUCGAGGAAGAGAUUGGGAGAAUUUUAGAACGUAAUACCAGUCAAUAACUUUAAAAGCAGAACCCAAUGCAAGCGACACGAGCGCGUGGUCGCCUAUAGCUGUGGUGUAGCGUCUGACAGCUGCUGUUUUUCGGUCCAUGGUGGAUGGACUCUGACCCUGACUGCUAGUACCACCCUGCUAAUUGGGAUAACUCUACACAUAGCAACAGGACAAACUAGCUUGCGCCAAUUAUCUUCUUUUCACGUAUAUUGAUAGAGGUAAACAACUGGCCACAACAACAUGAACGGGCUUAUCCUACCCGGCACUGGGAUAGCUGUAGACGUCUUCAACAUAAAAGGAAGGAGAAAAAACUUCGUCCAUUUUUUGACUCAUCUUCACGGCGACCACACCGUCGGGCUGACCUCCACGUGGAGUAAAACCAUCUACUGCUCUGAAAUCACCGCUCUGCUCCUGGUCAACAAAUUCCAGCUUCCAUCUCACCUGAUAUCAGUUCUCUACCUGAACCAGGAGACCACGGUCCAGCUUGGUCGCCAUGGCAACAUGACUGUCACAGCACUAGACGCUAACCACUGUCCAGGAGCUGUCAUGUUUUACUUUCAGGGCAGCUUCGGCCGUAUCUUGUACACAGGAGACUUCAGAGUCUCCGAACAUCUUCUCCAAGACUGUGGCUAUUUGUCUGGAAAGAUAGACCGGCUCUAUAUUGACAAUACGUUUUGCAAUCCAAAGUGUAAUUUCCCAAGCCGGGAAGAGAGCAUGAAUGAAAUGGUUCGGAUAAUCAAAGAACACCCCAGACAUGAUGUUUACAUUGGUGUGUAUAACUUGGGGAAAGAAGACAUGUUGGCCAAACUUUCUGAUAUUUUCUCAGAGCGGAUACACGUUUUACCCGAGAGGUAUAAAAUCUGUGAGAUACUUUUCCCCAGAGAUUAUCUGUCACAAACUUUCACAACAAGCAACAUGUCCCUGUGGUCUCGAAUAUUUGCAGUACCCAGAUAUCAAAUCAAUACUAAAAUGAUAAGAGAUCGUAAUAACUCUUCGCCAACAAUUGCAAUAAUUCCGACUGCCAUUUUUACAGGUUGUUCCAAACCCUAUGCACACAAAAACCUAAUCUACGAAGUCCCAUACUCUGACCACUCCUCCUACCCAGAACUGAUGAAGUUUGUUGCCAUGCUAAGGCCUGUCGUGGUAUAUCCUAUUGUUAACACGCGUCGAGGUCCCUACGGUGAAGAUUUUUCUGAUAGGAUUGAUAUGCAAUGUUUUAACAAAUUUCUCUCCCCCAAGCCUGUAAACAGUGUGGCCAUCACAGGUUGGGACCCUAGCACGGUAUGUGGUGUAACAUACCCAGCUCCUAACAAUGUUGUGACUUCUGGAUUGUCACUAGACUACAUUGUAUGGAAAAACGCAAGACGUCGUCGUAAGUUAAGGUAUCAAGAACUCGAAAGAAAAAGGAGAAAGAAAGGAAUAUAUUAUACUGACGAGAUAUUGCCUAAUGAUGAAAGAAGUGACAGUGGCCAAAGUAUGCAACAGAUGGCCCAUAUAAUCAACACUGGUAGUGGCCAAAAUAUGCAACAGAUGGCCCAAAUAAUCAACACUGGUAGUGGCCAAAGUAAGCAACAGAUGGCCCCUAGUUACCACACUGGCCAAAUUAUGCAACAGAUGGCCGAUAUAAUCAACACUGGUAGUGGCCAAACAGAUGGCCUAUAUGAUCAACACUGGUAG
This is a messenger RNA of Physella acuta, 1744 nucleotides long. RefSeq names its product 5' exonuclease Apollo. Gene Ontology annotation, biological process: interstrand cross-link repair; telomere maintenance; double-strand break repair via nonhomologous end joining. Lineage: Eukaryota; Metazoa; Mollusca; Gastropoda; Physidae. The record is from RefSeq and is a predicted model, not a curated record. Gene Ontology annotation, molecular function: 5'-3' DNA exonuclease activity; damaged DNA binding.